This is a messenger RNA of Cryphonectria parasitica EP155, 748 nucleotides long. Its product is annotated as P-loop containing nucleoside triphosphate hydrolase protein. The record is from RefSeq and is a predicted model, not a curated record. The coding region runs from base 18 to 554 and encodes 178 amino acids. NCBI's taxonomy places the organism in Eukaryota, Fungi, Ascomycota, Sordariomycetes, Diaporthales, Cryphonectriaceae. The transcript has 2 exons. Gene Ontology annotation, biological process: mitotic chromosome condensation.
UACGCCUCGAAGGUUUCAUGGAAGGUUUCAGCAUGAUCUCCCUUCGAUUGAAGGAGAUGUAUCAGAUGAUCACCAUGGGUGGCAACGCAGAGCUUGAGCUUGUCGACUCCCUGGACCCUUUCUCCGAAGGUAUCCUCUUCAGCGUCAUGCCGCCCAAAAAGUCUUGGAAGAAUAUCAGCAACCUAUCUGGUGGCGAGAAGACCCUCAGCAGUCUGGCGUUGGUCUUUGCAUUACAUCACUACAAGCCGACACCGCUGUACGUGAUGGACGAGAUCGAUGCUGCUCUGGAUUUCAGAAACGUCUCGAUUGUCGCCAAUUACAUCAAGGAGCGCACCAAGAACGCUCAGUUCAUCGUCAUCUCGCUCCGCAAUAACAUGUUCGAGCUGGCCGCCCGCCUGGUCGGCGUGUACAAGGUCAGCCAUAUGACCAAGUCCGUCACGAUCGAGAACCAGGAUUAUGUCAUCGGCAGAAGGCCGCAGCCACAACAGCACCAACAGUUGGGCAUCGGGGCAACACAGACUGUCAACUUCACGCUUAGUCAGCCUUGGAGAUAAAAGACGAUACUGGAUGAUUGUCUGGGAGGCUGACUGAUGGUGUUUGCGGUACGGUUGAUGAUCUAAUGUAUUGGUAAACGUGGUUGUCUGGGCAAUAGGGGUUUGGAUGGGCUUGGGCUGGUGUUAUUGAUAAUGAAUGACUUUAUGUAAUGAGAUUCUCUUUUCUGUACUACCAAUGCAUAUCAAAAGCUCGA